UCAUGGGGCCCCUGGGCAAUAGGGGAUCAUGGGGCCCCUGUGUCCUUGCCCAAACUCAAAAAAGCCUAUGAAAAAGGUACCAGGGGCAUCUCAUGGGGCCCCCUACUGACCCCGGGCCCUCGGGCACUGCCCGAGUUUCCAAAUGGUCAGUCCGCCCUUGUCCGCCCCUAUACAGGACAGAGUAAAAAGACUCACAAGUGGCUCAAAGUGGCCCUCCUACAUGUAACAGUUACAGUCAAGGUGUGCAUUGACAUGGGCCCAGAGGGUUUACUGGAGUCCUGUUUAUUCGCUCAGUGUACAUAGUGUUCGGUCAUUUCAAAGUUUGAGGACUUAAGGUUGAAUAUCCCU
Staurois parvus is the source of this 348-nucleotide messenger RNA. Lineage: Eukaryota; Metazoa; Chordata; Amphibia; Anura; Ranidae. The record is from the annotation of a GenBank genome assembly.